Messenger RNA from Python bivittatus (Burmese python), 1865 nucleotides. NCBI's taxonomy places the organism in Eukaryota, Metazoa, Chordata, Lepidosauria, Squamata, Pythonidae. The record is from RefSeq and is a predicted model, not a curated record.
UACAAUUAGGACUAUUGUUCUCCCUUUUGACUGAGAUCAUGGGCAGAUGUUUUGCCACAGCUGGCCAGAACUUGGGAAGACUGUGAAGCAACCAGAUAACAUUUUGGCAUCUGAGGUUGCUGUUUCUGGCUUAAGGUACGAAGAGAUCUCCUAAUAUUCAGCUCACUCCCUUCCAGGUGCUCUGAUCAUCAAAUCUGAAGGUGCAGGCUACGUAGUGAUCAAUGGCGCGAAGAGCGGACUCUUCCUUUGUAUGGACAUUAACGGAGAUAUCUUUGGAUCGCAUUACUUCAGCUAUGAGGAUUGCAUUUUUAAACACUGGACCCUGGAAAACGGCUACGAUGUUUACCAGUCCCCCAAGUACAACUACCUAGUCAGCCUGGGGAGGGCUAAGCAGCCGCUCUUUCCCAACAUGAAUCCACCCGUUUACUCCCAGUUUUUAGCCAGAAGGAAUGAAAUCCCCUUGGUCCAGUUCAACACGCCAAGGCCUCACAGACACACGCGGGGCGCCGGGGCUGAUCCCUGUGACAGCAUCUUGUCAGCUGGAAAGAUGCCGGAGGAAGGUGCCGGUGGGGCUCAGCUGGCCAUCCGCCCCAGCUUGACCAGUUCAAAUUCUGAAGAGAGAGACCCACACGGUGCCGCCCUGAACGAAAGGUUUUCCAGUCCUAGAGUGGAUUCCUGAACCUGAGACAACUUGGGAGAAUCUGACUCUCUCCUGAAUCGUAAAAAAAGCUCAACUGUUUCUUCAGAUGAAUUGUUCAGAAGAAGGGGCAUACGUGUGCGUGUGUUUGCGUGCUCCUAGCACUGGUCCUUACCAAACUGAAUGACAAGUCUGGAAAAUGGGUUAUGAGAGGAGUUUUAUGUAUUUUGCUCGAUGCACAUUUUAAUCUUUAAGCUUUACAACUGUAAUGCUGUACAGUAUAGAGUCUUGCCCGUGCCACGGUCCACACGGCCGACUGGCAGAGAUUGUGCAGUUGCCAACGUCUUCUCUGUGGGUCCUGUGGCCCGAUUUGCCUCCAGCCUACGGAGGAUGCCUGGAACCUUCAAACCAGAAAAACCCGUGGUCGGCUGCUGCGAGAGGAGAGGGAAGGGCGAAGAUCCUCCACUGCCUCCUGAAUGCCCAGGCAUCCGUGCAGUGAGUGCGCCUCUGAAAAAUGGUGAUGGGCCCAGGGCGCUGCUUCGGGACCGAGGAAUCUCACCGGGAGCAUCUCCCUCUGGCUGUUUCAGAGUACUCGGCUCUGCCUGGCUGAGGGUAUGAAUAAGACCAAGUGCUCUCACAGUGAGGUUUUUUGGUGGCCCAGGUUGUUGCAAGUCCAGCAGGCGGGGAGCCUUGAGCAAAGAGAUGGGGCUUCACCUGGCUUCAUCGUCCUGCGUUAUGAAUACGUAAGACGAUGCACAGUUCUCUCUUUCAGAGGCAGCCCUCUUCCAAAACAGUGCAUGACGUGACCUGUUGUCACACAGUAUUCCACAACUAGUAGAAGUGGUCUGAUUCAGCCAGGCUGACACCCGCGAGUUUCUCCCAUUGGUCUCAACAGGACUCACUCAUGACUAACCUUAGCUGGAUUCAGGAUACUGGCCCAUCAUCUCAACGUAUUGGCCAAAGGUAGGCUUUGCCCAGGAAAGGCCAAAUCCUGUGGUCUUGUUAUGGGUUGCCUACAGCCGGAUGGAGGGGAACGUGCCCAUAAGCCUCCCUUCCCAGAGGAAUGAGUUGUGAUGCUCCAUAAAGCAGCUGGCAGCCAUCCCUCUGGGAUGGGGUUCGAGUCCAUGUCAUGCCUGUCACCUCCCCCCCGCCCCCAUCUCCACGAUGCCAGGAUUUGAGACCGGAUUUUGGGAGAGGCGGUAUUUGUAGCAGAACUUUGCCUAGGAAA